AUGGUCUACACUAUCGUAGUCCACCUCUACGCCAAGAAUUCCGCAGAGUCCAUCUCGAAGUUGCACGACAAGCUCGUCGAAGCUAGCAAUGUGUACAGCAAGGACCAGGAGACAAUUUCUUGGUUUGUGAUGCAGGAUAAUCAAGACAAGAGGGCCUUUACCAUUGUAGAACGCUACGAGCAUGAGAGCAAUCCAUACUGGAAGACGUUCAAUCCGUAUGUCGAGCCAUUACUUGAAAAGCCGAUGGAUUUGAGGCGCUUCAAUGAGUUGUAG
Molecule: messenger RNA, 273 nt
Organism: Letharia lupina
Lineage: Eukaryota; Fungi; Ascomycota; Lecanoromycetes; Lecanorales; Parmeliaceae
Exons: 2
Coding region: 1-273 (90 amino acids)
Source: RefSeq, a predicted model, not a curated record